AUGGUCGACAUGCCCAAGGCGCUGCUGGACGAGAUCAAGGAGCUCGAGGAGACCUUCACAGUCGACACGGCUAGGCUCAAGAAGAUUGUCGCCCACUUCGUCAACGAGCUCACUAAGGGCCUCAGCGUUGAGGGCGGCAAUAUCCCGAUGAAUGUUACCUGGGUGCUCGGAUUUCCUACCGGCAAUGAACAGGGUACCUUCCUGGCCCUCGACAUGGGCGGCACCAACCUGCGAGUUUGCGAGAUUGUCCUCUCGGAGGAGAAGGGAGAGUUCGACAUCACCCAGUCCAAGUAUCGUAUCCCCGAGGAGCUGAAGACUGGAACCUCUGAGGAGCUCUGGGAGUACAUUGCCGACUGCGUCCAGCAGUUCAUUGAAUACCACCACGACGGAGAGGAGCUGCCAGACCUCCCACUGGGCUUCACCUUCUCUUACCCCGCAACACAGGACUACAUCGACCACGGAGUCCUGCAGAGAUGGACCAAGGGAUUCGAUAUCGAUGGUGUUGAAGGAGAGGACGUCGUCCCCAUGCUUGAGAGUGCAUUGGAGAAGAAGGGAUUGUCUAUCAAAGUUGCAGCUUUGAUCAAUGACACUACCGGAACGUUGAUUGCUUCCUCAUACACUGAUCCUGAGAUGAAGAUUGGCUGUAUCUUCGGAACUGGUGUCAAUGCCGCAUACAUGGACAACGCGGGCUCGAUACCCAAGAUUGCCCAUUAUAACCUGCCCCCAGACAUGCCCGUCGCCAUUAACUGCGAGUACGGCGCCUUCGACAACGAGCGUGUUGUCCUGCCCCUGACCAAGUUCGACAAGAUCAUUGACCGUGACUCUCCUCGUCCCGGCCAGCAGGCAUUCGAGAAGAUGACUGCCGGUCUCUACCUAGGAGAAAUUUUCCGUCUCGUCUUGAUUGAUAUCAUCGACAACAAGGGCGGCAUUAUCUUCCAGGGCCAGAAGAUCGACAAUCUCCGAAAGCCAUACUUCCUCGACUCUUCCUUCCUCUCUGCCAUUGAGGAGGAUCCGUUUGAGAACUUGUCUGAAACCCGCGACCUGUUCGAGCGUGUCCUUGGAAUCCAGGCUACCAAGCCAGAGCUCGAACUGUGCAGACGUCUGGCCGAACUUAUCGGUACUAGAGCUGCACGUAUCUCUGCCUGCGGUGUAGCUGCCAUCUGCAAGAAGAAGAACAUCCAAUCCUGCCAUGUUGGUGCUGACGGUUCAGUCUUCAACAAGUACCCCCAUUUCAAGCAGCGAGGUGCCAAGGCCCUUCGUGAGAUCCUUGACUGGGCCGAUAACGAGGACGACAAGGUAGUCAUGAGCUCCGCCGAGGACGGUUCUGGUGUUGGAGCUGCUCUCAUUGCUGCCCUGACCCUCGAGCGUGUCAAGGCUGGCAACUUGGCUGGUGUCCGGAACAAGGAGAACAUAAGCCAGAUGCUCAAGGGUUAG
This is a messenger RNA of Trichophyton benhamiae CBS 112371, 1434 nucleotides long. RefSeq names its product hexokinase, putative. Gene Ontology annotation, molecular function: mannokinase activity; fructokinase activity; D-glucose binding. NCBI's taxonomy places the organism in Eukaryota, Fungi, Ascomycota, Eurotiomycetes, Onygenales, Arthrodermataceae. Gene Ontology annotation, biological process: glycolytic process; intracellular glucose homeostasis; glucose 6-phosphate metabolic process. The coding region runs from base 1 to 1434 and encodes 477 amino acids. The transcript has 4 exons. The record is from RefSeq and is a predicted model, not a curated record. Gene Ontology annotation, cellular component: cytosol; mitochondrion.